This is a messenger RNA of Myotis brandtii (Brandt's bat), 1700 nucleotides long. RefSeq names its product adhesion G protein-coupled receptor E2. The coding region runs from base 1 to 1539 and encodes 512 amino acids. The record is from RefSeq and is a predicted model, not a curated record. The transcript has 13 exons. NCBI's taxonomy places the organism in Eukaryota, Metazoa, Chordata, Mammalia, Chiroptera, Vespertilionidae. Gene Ontology annotation, molecular function: G protein-coupled receptor activity. Gene Ontology annotation, biological process: cell surface receptor signaling pathway; adenylate cyclase-activating G protein-coupled receptor signaling pathway. Gene Ontology annotation, cellular component: membrane.
AUGUGCUUUGAGGGUGAAGUUGAAGGUCACCAGGUGGUGGCAUGUGUACUGACCGUGGGAUCCUCAGGCAAUGAGAACUAUGAGUGCCACUGCCAUCCUGGCUGGAAUCCGAUUCCUGGGUCCCCCAAUGGCCCACACAACACCCUCUGUGAAGAUAUCUCCUUCCCCACCUGGACCUCACCCCCUGAAAUCAAAAGCCAGAGUCUCUCUCGCUUCUUUGAAAGAGUCCAGGACCUACACCGAGACUUCAAGGCUGCUUCAGCCCAGGACACUAUCCAGGACAUCAUACAGGAGGUGGAUAAUCUGCUCGAGACCCCAGGGGACCUGUUUACUCUGCCUCAUUCAGAGCAGUACUGUGUGGCCACUAACCUGCUCACUGGCUGGGAGCACAUCCUGAGAGAGCUGAGCAAGGCCUUGUCCAAUGGGACACUGACCUUCAGGACAGCUGCAGGAACAGAACUGUCCCUGGAGGUGAAGAAGCAAGGAGACAAGAAUGUCACCCUGAGCAUUAAUCAGGCAAAGAUGCUGGUGAACUGGGAUGUGGUGCAGGACUCAGGUGGCUCAGGCCCUGCUGUGGUGGGCCUUGUCUCCUCUCCAGGGAUGGGCAAGUUGCUGCUUGAGGCCCCCCUGUUCCUGGAAACUGAGAAGCAGUCAGUUCUGAAUGAGACACACAAGGGCCUGCAGCAGGAAGUCUCCCCUGUCCUGCUCUCAGAUGUCAUAUCCGCCUUUGUGAGCAACAAGGACACUCAGAACCUCAGCUCCCCAGUCACCUUUGUCUUCAAGCAUGUGAGUGCUGGUGAAACGGGGCUGUGGGUGCUGUGCGCCAUCAUCGCGGGUGCCUUACACUAUCUCUACCUGGCCUCCUUCACCUGGAUGCUGCUGGAGGGCCUGCACCUCUUUCUCACCACACGCAACCUGACUGUGGUCAACUACUCCAGUGUGAGCAGAUUCAUGAAUAAGUUCAUGCUUCCUGUGGGCUACGGAGUCCCAGUUGUGAUUGUGGCCAUUUCUGCAGCAUCCAGGCCUCACCUUUAUGGAACACCUGCUCGCUGCUGGCUCCACCCAGAAAAGGGAUUUAUAUGGGGCUUCCUUGGACCAGUCUGCGCCAUCCUCUUUGUCAAUCUAGCUUUCUUUCUGAUGACCCUCUGCAUUUUGAAAAGCAAACUCUCUUCGCUCAACAGUGAUGUGUCCACCCUCAAGAAUACAAGGAUGCUGACAUUUAAAGCGAUAGCUCAGCUCUUCAUCUUGGGCUGCACGUGGUUUCUGGGAAUCCUGCAGGUGGGUCCAGCUGCUCACGCCAUGGCCUAUCUCUUCACCAUCAUCAACAGCCUGCAGGGCGUCUUCAUCUUCCUGGUGUACUGUCUCCUCAGCCAGCAGGUCCGGGAGCAAUACAGGAAAUGGUGGAAGGGUGUCAGGAAAACCAAAGCAGAGUCUGAGCAAUACACCCUCUCCAGUGGAAUCCUGUCAGAUGCCCCUAAACACAGUGUGGUAAAAGAUGAUGGAUUCACAGCAGAAAAGAGAAAAUUAAGUCAAUUCUAAGAAAACUAAAGGUGAUUGAUUAAAGAAAAACAGGUAAAAUCAUGUGAUUUUGGUCCUUUUCUGUCUGACUUAUUUCACUUAUUUCCUAAUACUCUCAGAAUUGAUGUUUCAAAUGGCAAUAUUUGAUCUUUUCUAUGACUGAAUAGUAAUCCAUUGCAUAU